AUGCAAAGAAGAUAUGAUAUAUAUGGGCUUUUGGAUUUUCAAAGAAAGCAUGUUGUUGUUCUCCGAACUCUUCCCUCGAAGAACUUUCGAUAUUCGCGCGCCCUCAUCCACGUCUUAAAUAUUGGAAUAAACCAGCGCAUUGAUUUUCUAUUUAUCAUAACUUGGGCUUACCACUGGGAAUUCACCAUUUCUCCAUACAAUACAGCUUUGAACUUCACUGAAAUUACAAAUCGAUUCCUGGCUCGAGUAGAGUCUAUGACAUCAAAUGAAAAGAGAAUCCUAGGUUGUUUCAUAGGCAAGACAAUCAAAGCUCUUUUAUUCUAUGAAUUAUACCUCAUUGGGUCUGAAUCUGUUCUGUAG
Zea mays is the source of this 360-nucleotide messenger RNA. Lineage: Eukaryota; Viridiplantae; Streptophyta; Magnoliopsida; Poales; Poaceae. The record is from the annotation of a RefSeq genome assembly.